AUGAUGGUAUUGAUGGAACAAAAAGAUGAAUUGAUGAGGAAACUGAAAAUAGAGAAUGAGGAAAAGAGAAAAAGAGAAUUGUCACCAAUGCCGAGUGUGCGAAUGGCAAAGUUGGAUAUUGAUGGAGAUGGAAAUGAAAUGGACGAGACAUUGAGAAAAGUGGAAGAUUUGUUGAAGAUGGAAACUGUGAGAGAAACGAAGAGUAUGGAAAUAUGUAAGUCGGAAAGGUUGGGAAGUUCGCGCAGCGAUAAUACUGAAAAAGUCAAAGAGAAAAGAGUUGAAAAAUGGGUGAAAGAGCAGAAAGCGGGAAAUAUUGAGAAUUUGAGAGAUGAAAAAGUGGAAAUUGUUGAAAAAGCGGGUAGUCGGGGCAAAAAAUCGGGAAAAUCGAGCAGUUCAGGUUCAAGACAAAGUGUUCGAGAGGAACUUAUGAAUGUGGCAAGAUUUAUGAAGAUCUCGACGAUGCCAGAUCCUGAAAUUUAUUAUGGAAAACCGCAGGAAAAUUUGGAUGAUUUUUUAAGUUUGUUCGAAAUGAAAUAUAAGCAAAAUAUGGAAAGUUCAAUGGAAAUGGCAGCUGUUAUGAAAGCAAAGUUUUUGCGUGGAGAAGCUAAGAAGUUAUUCGAGACGAUUGAAUUGAAAGAAGAAAUGACAUGGAAAGAAAUUGUUGAGAAGUUCAAGAAAGCGAUGAAUGCAUCGAGAACAAGUCAAAGAGGAAGAGCAGUCGAGAAAUGGCAAGAUUUGAGAAUUCGUCAAGAUCAGUCGCUCCAAGGUUAUCUUAUCGUUGUUGAUUCGCUUGCGAAAGAAGCAUUCGCUUCGUCGAAAGAGGAAGUCGAUAUUUUCAAAACGGCGAAGUUGUUGCAAGCUGCGAAGCGAAAUCCGACUUUAUUGGGACUUUUGGCGGUGAAGAAGAACGAUGAGAAGGACGGAUUCCAGUAUGAAAAGUUGAAAGCUGCGGCUUUACAAUUUGAAUUUGAUUUGGAGAGAAAUAAGUAUAAGGAUGAAAAGAAGAAAUCGGAAGAGAAAAAAGAUGGAAAAUCAGCAUCAGAAAAUGGAAGAGAUUUGAGAAAAUGCUUCAUAUGUGGUGAAGAGGGACAUAUUGCUGUAAAAUGUUCGGGAACCAAGAAGGUUAACACCAUAAGACGAAGAAAAUGGGAAGAUAUGAAGGAAAAUGUGAAGAUUUUUGGAAAAUAUGCGACAAUUUUGAUUGAUAGUGGAGCAAUGGUUAAUGUUAUUUCAACGGGAAAGUUGGAAAAAUUGAAGAGAAAUGUUGGAAAUUGGAAGAGAUUCAUUUUGAAAGAAGAAAAUGCGAAAAGUUCAAUAUAUGAUUGCAGUGGAAAAAGAUUGAAUGUUAUUGGAAUUUGGAGUAUUGAAAUCGAGAUCAGAAAUAUGAAGAAAGUUGUGAAAUUUCAUGUUAUUCAAAGUUGGGAAGAUAUGUUGAUUCUUGGAUUGGAAAGUUUUGGAACAUUUGGAAUUUAUUUGAAAUUUGAUAGUGAAAAGAAAAUGGGAGAAAAUGAGAAAAAUGUUGAAAAAUUGGAAAAUUUGGAUAAAAAGUGUGAAACAGGCGCAGCGAAAGAUUUGAAAGAAAAGGGAAAAUUGGGAAAUUAUGUGAAAUCAGAUUAUUUUUCCAGAAAUGGUUCGUCGAACAUUGAAGAAGAUCGAGUCGGAAAAUCUGAAAAUGAAGAGAGAAAAGAUGGAAAAGUUGAAGAAAGUGAAUUGGCAAGAGUUGAAGAUGAUGAUCGAAAUGGAAAAUUGGAAAAAGAUGAAGUUUGGAUGGGAAAUGUCCUUUGUGACACUUUGUUCAAAGUUGAGACGGAGAAGAAGGAAGUUGAAGAUCGAAAAGUGAAUGAAAAUGGAAUGACAAAAGUUCAAAAUGGUGAUGAAGAUCGAAAAUUGGGAAAAGAAGAAAUUAGUGUUGGAAUGAUACUUCGUAGAAAUUUCGCUGAAAUUCGAAGAAUUGAGAUGGAGAAGAAGAUGAUCGAGUUGGAAGAAGCCAAAAUUGGAAAGGGACAAAGAAAGAUGAAGAAGAAUUGCAAUAUGGUGUAUGUCAAAAGUGUAGAUUAUGAGGGUUGCAUAUCGCCAAAGUAUAUUGAGCAUAUUCAAAUGUUGAAGCGAAACAAAUUGGGCAUAUAUGCUUCUUCCAAACAACAUCCAAUCGAUCAAGGUUUUUAA
Messenger RNA from Caenorhabditis angaria, 2166 nucleotides. The record is from the annotation of a GenBank genome assembly. Lineage: Eukaryota; Metazoa; Nematoda; Chromadorea; Rhabditida; Rhabditidae.